AUGUAUGGCAUCUCGUGCCUUAAGAAUAAGUUCAAAUGUGUUAAUCGUUUGAAUGGCGCCAAUGAAUCACUGGUCAACGGAUCUUGGGGCCCGUCACUGCUGGUGUACACCGCAUGUUCGGCCAGUCUAUCGGCCACUACUCUGGCUAUGAAUGACAUGAGACUCGGAAACAUCGAUCCGGCCAUUGUUUGCGGCACUCAUAUGCUGUUCGAGCCAUUCGUACUGCAGUUCCAACAGGAGUCGGGUCUGUGUUCGCCCAGAGGUGUGGCCGCAAUCCUCGACCAGAACGCCGACGGCUUUAUCAAAGGAGAGGCCAUGUGCUGUGCUUUCCUACAGCACCGGCGCGACGCCCGACGUGUGUACGCGACCAUGCUCAAAGCCAAGAUGAACAUCGAUGGCAAUAAAACGACCGGAAUGUUUUUCCCAUUGGCCGACGCACAGCAAGAGCUCAUGAUUGACACCUAUAGUGAGGUCAAUGUUAAUCCGCUUGACCUCACCUAUUUCGAAGCUCACUGUACCGGCACCAAGGCGGGUGAUCCACGAGAAAUAAAGGCCAUAUAUAAUGCCAACGUUAAGGCUCCGGGACGUACGCAACCCCUGCCGUUGGGUGCGUUGAAGAGCAACAUGGGCCACGCGGAGGCCGGUUCAGGGGUGGCCGCACUCAUUAAAGUGUGUAUUGCAUACGAGAAUGAAUGCAUUCCUCCCAACCUUAAUAUGAAACAACUGAAGGAUGAAUGCCUUCCUUAUUGUCCGCCUAUAAAGCCUAUUGUAGGGUCGAUGCCUUAUAAACCAGGGUUGGCCGCAGUGAGCAAUUUUGGUAUCGGCGGUGCGAACGCACACGUAUUGCUCGAACCCAACCAUAAGUUGGGAACCAGUGAUGGACUGAGAAUUGCGGAAACGAUUCUCAGAAUUGUAAACAUUUGCGGCCGAACUGAAGAUGCGGUCGAAUAUGUGAUGGAUUUCAUACAAAUCAACCCAAAGAGAGUGACGAAUGACUUUUUGGCACUUUUGGCGCAGACUAUGAAAUACACGCCUAAUGUUAACUCAUCGGGAAUGCCAUUCAAGGGAUCACUUAUAAUUAAAAGAUUUACGGAAAAUAACAAAAGUAUACCCAAAGGACUGAUGGUUGUCGUGAGGUUACCCAAGUCUGAGGCCCAGAAGUUGUGUCCAAACGGUGUUUACAAUGCCUGUAAUAACGCUAAGAAUAGUCUCGUUAUUUCCGGUCUAGAAAAGGAGAUGAAAGAGACAAUCAAAGUGUUGGCCGAGAAAAAUAUAUUUCCGCGCUCCAAGAAAUGGUUGUCCACUUCACUCAUGAUCGCCGACCCGACAGAAGAAGCCCUGCGGUACGCGUCGGGCGGGUAUUUUGCCCACAAUUUGCUCAACCCUGUUCAGUUUUACGACCGCAUUAAACAACUGCCGGCCGACGCCAUUGUCUUAGAGAUCGGUCCGCACUCACUGGCAAAAUAUUUACCGAAACGCUCAAUGAGUGCUCUUAUGUAUCGCUCAUUAAAAAGGAUUCAAACGACACGAAUGUUUUUGGCCACACUGUAUGAGUUGGGCGUUAAUAUGUUUGUCGAUAAGCUAUACCCGUGUAUCGAGUGGCCGGUCGUGAGGGAUACGCAAGCGAUAUACUCAGUGAUCAAAUGGGAUCUCAGCUAA
Molecule: messenger RNA, 1659 nt
Organism: Medioppia subpectinata
Lineage: Eukaryota; Metazoa; Arthropoda; Arachnida; Sarcoptiformes; Oppiidae
Source: the annotation of a GenBank genome assembly